AUGAUAGUUGCUAUGGAUUUGAAUGCGUCUCCGGUACCGGAGGAGGAAGAUGAAGAUGUUUACGAAGAGAAGAUACAUGUUCAAGAGUAUAACGCACCUGAUGACCACAUAGAAAGUGGAGCUGCUAUAGCACGCCGGGAGCGCGAGGAAAGAAAGAGACGCUUGAAAAGAGAACGUCCAGAUGAUAAACCUGUGAAUCGAUCACAAUCACCUCGAUAUGAUCAACAAUUUCAUACAAAAAACCCUAAAUCAUAUGAUACAAGUAGGCUUCCUCCGGGUUGGUUAGAUUGCCCUGCAUCUGGCCAGGAGAUUUGUUGUAUGAUACCUUCUAAAGUUCCUCUUGGUGAAUCAUUCAAUGACUGCAUUUUUCCUGGUAAAAGAUACUCAUUUAAACAAGUGGUACAUCAACAGAGAGUUUUAGGGAGGAAACUUGGUCUGGUGAUUGAUUUGACAAACACCUCUCGAUACUAUCCUGUGACAGAUUUAAAAAAAGAGGGCAUCAAGCAUGUUAAGAUUCAAUGCAGGGGGCGUGGUUCUGUACCUGAUAAUUUAUCUGUGAAUCAGUUUGUCUAUGAGGUUAUACAGUUUUUGUCACGCCAAAAGCAGUCAAAGAAGUAUAUACUUGUUCACUGUACACAUGGGCAUAACCGUACCGGAUACAUGAUUAUCCACUAUUUAAUGCGUGCUAUGUCAAUGUCUGUCACACAGGCAAUUAAAAUUUUUUCUGAAGCGCGCCCUCCAGGAAUCUAUAAACCUGAUUAUAUUGAUGCAUUGUAUGCAUUUUAUCAUGAAAAAAAACCCGAGAUGGUAGUUUGUCCUCCUACUCCAGAAUGGAAAAGGUCUUCUGAACUUGAUCUAAAUGGUGAAGCAGUUCCAGACGACGACGAUGAUGGAGUACCAGGCCCUGAUUUGCAGGAGAACCAUGAGACAGGCACUGUGAUGACGAAUGACGAUGUUUUAGGAGACGAGAUACCCAGUGAUCAGCAAGAUGCAUUUCGGCAAUUCUGUUAUCAAACACUUAGAUUGGGUGUUGGGGCCAGAGGACAUACGCAGUUUCCAGGUUCACACCCAGUUUCUCUCAACAGGGAUAAUUUGCAGUUAUUACGACAGCGUUAUUAUUAUGCAACAUGGAAGGCUGAUGGUACACGGUAUAUGAUGUUAAUAACAAUGGAUGGGUGUUACUUGAUUGAUAGAAGUUUUAAUUGUCGAAGGGUCCAAAUGAGGUUUCCUUGCAGGAGUUUGAAUGAUGGUUUGGGUGAGAAGACCCAUCAUUUCACAUUACUUGAUGGCGAGAUGGUUAUCGAUACUUUGCCAGAUUCAAAUAAGCAGGAGAGAAGAUACCUUAUAUAUGAUCUUAUGGCAAUCAACCAUGUUUCAAUAAUAGAGCGACCCUUCUGUGAAAGAUGGAAGAUGCUUGAGAAAGAAGUGAUUGAACCUAGGAACACUGAACGGCAACAUAUAUACCAGAGCAAAAAUCCUUACUACAGAUAUGAUCUGGAACCAUUCAGGGUGAGGAGGAAAGAUUUUUGGUUGCUUUCUACUGUCACAAAGCUUUUAAAGGAAUUCAUCAAAAGACUCUCACAUGAGGCAGAUGGUCUCAUAUUUCAGGGUUGGGACGAUCCUUAUGUACCUCGUACUCAUGAAGGACUCUUAAAGUGGAAAUACGCUAAUUUAAAUUCAGUUGACUUUCUGUUUGAGGUCGAAGGUGAUCGGGAGCUACUUUUUGUGAAUGAGCGAGGAAAGAAGAAACUCAUGGAUGGGAAUAAGGUUGCAUUCCCAGAUGGUUCGGAUCCCUCACUUUAUUCGGGAAAGAUAAUUGAGUGUACUUGGGAUUUUGAUAACCUGGAAUGGAUAUUCUUGCGAAUUAGGACAGAUAAAUCAACUCCAAAUGAGUUUAAUACUUACAGAAAGGUGAUGCGAAGCAUAAAAGACAACAUCACAGAAGAAGACUUGUUGAAUGAAAUAAAUGAGAUAAUUCGCCUUCCCAUGUACGCGGACAGAAUCAAAACUGAUAGUAAAGCAAAUCAGCAUCCGCAUGGUAAUGCUGCAAAGCGAAGGUGA
Lathyrus sativus (Indian pea) is the source of this 2061-nucleotide messenger RNA. The record is from the annotation of a GenBank genome assembly. NCBI's taxonomy places the organism in Eukaryota, Viridiplantae, Streptophyta, Magnoliopsida, Fabales, Fabaceae.